This is a messenger RNA of Paramacrobiotus metropolitanus, 3258 nucleotides long. Its product is annotated as multiple C2 and transmembrane domain-containing protein 1-like. Gene Ontology annotation, molecular function: calcium ion binding. Gene Ontology annotation, cellular component: synaptic vesicle membrane. The coding region runs from base 404 to 2983 and encodes 859 amino acids. The transcript has 6 exons. Lineage: Eukaryota; Metazoa; Tardigrada; Eutardigrada; Parachela; Macrobiotidae. Gene Ontology annotation, biological process: regulation of neurotransmitter secretion. The record is from RefSeq and is a predicted model, not a curated record.
GGUGCCAUAUGCCUUACUGUGCCACGGGCAUCACAGUAAGCACAACAUUAAUAGUCCGCCAAAAAUGGACCGCAGAUAAUCAGAUUGUUGGCUGACGAAAGCUAUUCUUACGACGUUAUUUGUUUUUCUGAAGCUUUGUGGCAUACUGUACUGCAGCACAUCAAUGCAUCUGCGCCGAUAAGUUUCUAUUUCUGAGUUCUCGGCUGCAGUGUUAUCGCAAGUCGAAAGAUAAGCGGCUUGCGUUAUGACUCGGAAUAUAAUGCUGGCUUGUCGUUUUGAAAAGGCAAAAACUAAUGGUUGUUGGUGGACAUUAAUUUGAUCGCGGAAACAAGUAGUUCCUUUAUCGUGUGCUGCUGUUAAAUACAGCUCUUUAUACUUUCCGGAUGUUGUUUGAUGUAGUAGCAUGAAUACCUUGGAUUCAGAGCCAAAAAGGCCUAUGAAGCGUUUUUCCAGCUUGACAUCUCUUAUAAAACUCAAGAAAGGUACUAAAAAGUCGAAAGCAGAGCGACAAGGCUCCACUCAUUCGGAUGGCGAGGCCGAACAUGCGAUUCCAGAGAGCGGUGACAGCGUAGCAAAGAAGCCGGGAUUGUUGGAGCGCUUAAGACCGCGGCAACGUAAGGAGAAGUUUCGCAGCGUGUCCAGCGUUGGCGAUGGAACUGACGAAGGUCAGCGCCAGCGUAAAAAAAAAAUUUCUUUUGGAUUUGGGUCCCGUAGCCGAAGCCAACCUGACUUGUACCGAGAUAAGCCGACGAGUGUGGAAAAUGAAUCAGUCAAGAAUGUUCCUAAUACUCUGGAUAUUCUGGCCCCCGGCUCUCCUGCGCGCCUCAAGUUAGCCUCGAAACGUGAUGACAAUGCACGUUUGACGCCGGUAGUAGAAACGCCAUCGGAAGAUGAUCGACGCCGUAGCUCUCCUGACAUUAAUCAUACGAAGCCUCUCUUUAAACUCUAUGAAGGCGGUGAUGGCACGACAGGAUUUAACGAAGAUGAUGCGAUGCCAACCGAUAUGGAGAAAGCGGCGCGGCCGAAAAUGGCAGCUUUUGUUCCGCCCCGCCCAAAUGAUACGGGAUUAAACCGUGCACUGCCGGCGGCAGUUGGAGCACUGAAGGAGCAGCGUACUGUGGAUGCGCCCGAUCAGGCGCUGCCUAUGGACUCUACGGCGGUCAAUGGAAAUGUUCUACAGUCGGAACUAGUUGGAGAUGCUCCAAAGAAGAAGGUGCCUCCUCCUCUUACCCGUGGUCAGUCCAGCAGUCGCCUGCAGUCCCAGUCGUGGAUCAACAGCGUCACCAUCUUCCUUUUCGAGGGCAAGGACUUACCGGCAAUGGACCGUAAUGGCCUUAGCGAUCCCUUCUGUAAAUUCCGGCUGGGUAGUGCCAAAUACAAAACCCGUGUGGCCUACAAAACCCUGAAUCCACAGUGGAUGGAACAGUUCGAUCUGUAUAUUUGUGAUCCAGAUGAUCGGACAGUGGAGAUCACGGUGUGGGACUGGGAUCGGGGCAUGCGCAAUGACUAUAUUGGAAAAUGUAUGAUUGAUUUGUCGUUGAUUGAAACGGAAAAGAUGUGCGAUAUGUGGGUGGACGUGCGGAAUGAGACGAGCGAAAUGUGUGGAUCAUUGCAUUUAUCGCUGCUGAUCAGUGGAGGAAAGAUGACAGCCGACAAGAUUGAGGAUGAUACGAACUCUCCAGUGGAGGAAGCUGUCGGUGGCGGAAUGCACAGAACGGCAAUGUUGGAGAGGUACGACUGGAAGAAAUCCUUGACGGAUAUUGGAGACGUCGGCAUGCUGACCGUUAAAGUUUUCAGAGGAUGCUCCCUCCGCGCUGCUGAUUUGAAUGGAAAGUCGGAUCCGUACUGUAUACUGCAGUUGGUUAACGCCCGCCUGCAGACCCAGGUCGAGCCCAAGACACUUGACCCGGAAUGGAACCGAGUAUUCACAUUUCCGGUCAACGAUGUUCAUUCGGCACUGGACAUCACUGUAAUGGACAUGGAUCAGGACAAGAAAUCGGACUUUCUGGGUCGCGUAGCCAUACCAUUGUUGCGGAUCCAGAACAAUGAACGGCGUUGGUACGCUCUAAAGGAUCAGAAGCUGCAGGGGCGGGCCAAAGGUGCAAUUCUGCUAGAAAUGGAAAUGAUUUAUAAUCCCCUCCGGGCAGCUUUUCGCACUCUUCAUCCAAAGGAAGUUUGCUUUGACAGACAAGAGAGCAAAUUUAAAACACAGGUGUUCGUUCGGAAUAUCACGCGGUUGAAGAGCAUCAUGCUUCCGGUGUUGGAAUUUGGACAUUUUUUGCAAAGCUGUUUUAACUGGGAAUCACGCGCGCGGUCCAUGACAGUUUUUAUCAGUUAUCUUCUAAUUGUAUAUUUUUUUCAAAUGUGGAUGAUACCUGCCGGGUUAUUGGGAAUUUUUUUGAUGUAUUACAUCAAGCAACAUUUCCUGGCCUCCACUUACACCCGAGAUCCACGCGAUGAGGAAUUAGCUGAUUAUUUGGAUCAGAAACUUGACUCCGAUGAUGAAGACGAAGAUAACGUUCGCUCAUCCUAUUUUUCUGGAUCCGGUGGCAAUAAAACUGCCAACGUGACCUUAAUGACCCGAAUGCGCGUAGCUCAAGAGCAGUUGAAAGUCGUGCAGAAUUUGAUGGGAUUUGUAGGUGAUCUGGCCGAGCGCAUAUCCAAUACCUUCCACUUUACAGUCCCUUGGAUCUCUUACCUGGUCAUAAUUUUGCUUACGGUGGCCAGUGUCAUACUUUAUUUCAUUCCGUUGCGAUUGCUGUUGCUGAUUUGGGGAGUUAAUAAAUUUACCAAGAAGCUGCGCAAUCCCAACGCUGCAUCUAACAACGAGUUGCUGGAUUUGUUGUCCCGCGUCCACACCAAUGACGAAAGCAAAAUGUACAAAGAACUGCGUCCACGGGAUGUUCCCAAUCAGGCUGCCGUGCAUGUGGGAAUGGCGGCCGAUGGAACAAUCAUGCGUGAGCAAGGAACUCGACGCGAGUGAAGUUUUUGCAACCCGGUUUCUUGAUAGCUUAUUUUUGUUCGGCUAUUAAUUUUGUGAUAAUGUCCAAAAAUAUUUGUAAUGCCGACGUUUAUUGAUCAAUGUCUUUCCAAAUUUGCAAUGGUGUCCUUCAUGGAUCUCUUUUUUCGGUUCCAAAUUCUGAUAGUUUGUCCCUAAUUUUAACGUCAGACCAAACGUGGCCGUUCAGAGUUUUAAGAGUAUAAAAUGUUCAGAGUUUAAAGUAUUCAGCUGUUAAUCAUACGGGCAGAUUAGCAUCA